CCCAUCCCUUCAAGCAUCCUAGCCAUGCCUCCGCGGUCGGAAGCCUCGGGGUCUUCUUCGAGGUCAAACGGGUACAGCAUCUACCCGACCGACUCUGUGCAGGAUGUUGCCGACUCGCUGGGGCUGCCACCGCUCAAGGACAGCGUAGCCCAGGCUUUGGCCGCCGACGUCGAAUACCGUGUUCGACAAGUGGUGCAAGAUGCGGGCAAGCUCAUGCGUCAUGCCAAGCGGUCCCAGAUCAGAACGGCGGACAUCGAUCGAGCGCUCCGUGCUAGAAACAUAGAGCCCAUCUUUGGCUUCCAUCCAACCACCCAGGGCCACUCGACACCUCAAGCGGGCUAUCCAUCGCCUGUAGGAUCCAGCUUUCGACGUAUCCAGACGCCUUCGGCGGGCCCGCUUCACAUCCUUGCGGAUGAGGAAAUCGAUCUCGACAAGGUCCUUCAGUCAGGUCCAAAGAUCAGCGUGAGGCCCGCUGUAGGAUGGGCAGCCCACUGGCUAGCCAUCGAGGGAGUUCAGCCAGCCAUACCACAGAAUCCAAAUUUCAAGGCCUUGGGAAUCGACAGAAAUGCAGCGUUGGGAACUGCAGCGACGACCAAUAAUGGGCCAACGGCGGCCAACGGCAGAGCAUCUACGCUCCCGCCAGGAGGAGCCUCUGCUGUCCUGGCGACAGGUCCGAACCAGGCGAUGGCCAAGCCCCUCAUCAAACAUGUCCUCUCAAGGGAGCUGCAGCUGUACUUUGAGAGACUCACCGAGGCCAUCCUUGCGCCGCCCAAGGAGGCUGACGUCGACCCGCAUACAUCGACGUCGACGAGUAGGGGCGAGGGAGGAGAGGAAGGUGACGUCACUAUGGCCAACGGAGAGGACGAGGAAGAGAAGCGAAACGAAAGAGGAGAGCAGGACGAGCAGACGUCUGGCAACACGGUACGAGACGCUGCUCUGGCUUCUCUCCGAGGUGACCCGGGCCUUCACCAGCUCGUUCCCUACCUAAUGCAGUGGGUCGGAGAGAGGGUGGCAAGCGGGCUGCGCGACGAAGAGAUGCUCAGCUUGAUGCUUGUCACCAUCAACGCAAUUGUCUCAAACCCCUACCUGGGCAUCGAGCCAUACCUCAACCAGCUUCUGCCUUCUGUUCUCUCCAUUCUCCUCACCUCGACCCUUGGCGGCUCAUCGGCGGCUACGACGGUGCACCGGCUGCGGACCCAGGCCGGCCAUCUCUUGGCUUUCAUCAUCGAAACUUUUACACUAUCAUACCCAACACUGCGACCACGGGUGGCUCGCACGCUCCUCGAGGCUCUCGACGCAGGCACACACGCCCACAAUGGAAGAAAAUCGAGGUCACCAGGAAAGAAGCCGGACACGGCGGAAAGUGGGCACGGCGACGAGGGAGCAGAUGAGGGGGAUGGCGAAGACGAUGAAGAUGAGGAGGGUGGUGCAAGGGAGAAGAGAGGGCCGCAAGCAAGCAUGGGGACAAAGUUGGGCGCUGUCAUCGGCCUCGCAAAGAUGGGCAAGGGCACCGUACGGGCACUGCUUGUCAACGACGAGCUAGGAGGCGACGGAGAAGAAGACUCGAACAUGCUCAAGCGCCUUGGAGAUUGGCUCUCUCAUCGGGUCAAGGACGCGGGAGACGCAAAGGAGGAAGACGACGAGAUAAUUGAAGUCAUCGUGGAAGAGGUACGAAGAGCGCUGUACACUCUCGGCCCCGCCCUUGCUCCUCCUUCACAAGAUCCAGAAGCCGAGCGGGAACAAGUGGAGACGAAGGCGGGCGCUUUUUGGAACCAGAGACUUGGCGAGGAUGUCCGGGUUCGCAAGGCUAUCUUGGCCGGUCUGCAAAGCAGUGCCGUCGUGAAGGCGGAGGAGACAUAAGGGCUCUUUCAUCCGAUGUAUUUGUAGUAAAGAGUAUGCGGACGCUCGAUUCUUUUCAUUGAAAAACGGCCAGAAUCCUUCCUUUUCAAAAUAAUGUUACAACAAGAGUUAGGAGGCGGAUAUGGAGAGA
Molecule: messenger RNA, 1990 nt
Organism: Acaromyces ingoldii
Lineage: Eukaryota; Fungi; Basidiomycota; Exobasidiomycetes; Exobasidiales; Cryptobasidiaceae
Product: TAF-domain-containing protein
Exons: 2
Coding region: 25-1860 (611 amino acids)
Biological process (GO): RNA polymerase II preinitiation complex assembly; transcription initiation at RNA polymerase II promoter
Cellular component (GO): transcription factor TFIID complex; SLIK (SAGA-like) complex; SAGA complex
Molecular function (GO): RNA polymerase II general transcription initiation factor activity; protein heterodimerization activity; transcription coactivator activity
Source: RefSeq, a predicted model, not a curated record